Messenger RNA from Saimiri boliviensis boliviensis (Bolivian squirrel monkey), 3385 nucleotides. RefSeq names its product growth arrest specific 2 like 2 (gene GAS2L2). Gene Ontology annotation, cellular component: stress fiber; actin filament; microtubule plus-end. Gene Ontology annotation, molecular function: microtubule binding; actin filament binding; cytoskeletal adaptor activity. NCBI's taxonomy places the organism in Eukaryota, Metazoa, Chordata, Mammalia, Primates, Cebidae. The record is from RefSeq and is a predicted model, not a curated record. Gene Ontology annotation, biological process: protein localization to microtubule plus-end; microtubule bundle formation; regulation of microtubule polymerization or depolymerization.
GCAGCCGCUGUCUCCAAGGAGAGGGGAGAAAAGCAGAGUGGUGAGGCCAGCAGCUACCCAGGCUCCGUGGUCGCAGCGAGGGUGGGAGGCAGCGAGGGUGGGAGGCAGCCAGCUUGAUCUGUCCAGCCCUGGGGGAAGAGAGGAGUGCCCUCACCUUCCCCCAGCCUGGGAGGGGUGAACUCUGAGUGGACUGGGCAGCCUGAGAGCGAGGUCGCUGCAGGGCCACCAGGGAAAGCUCUGGCAGGGACUGAGGAAUGUAGGGGAACAGGGGAUGGGCCUGGCCUGGCGGCUGAAGCCAGUGGCAAGUAGCAGCGCUGGAGAUCCUGGGCUCUCAGGGAGUAGAACGGAACCUCGGAAUUAGGGAGAACCUGGCCAAGACCCAGCAGCGGCGGAAGGCAAGAGGUGGCAGUGCCAGCGGGGAGGUGCCCACCUCCUCCCCUGCUGGGGUCCAGCCAUGUCCCAGCCUGGAGGAGGCAGGAGGAGGCCCGGGACCCUAGGGCCGCCCACGUGCAGUAUCCGGCCUUUCAAGUCCAGUGAGCAGUACCUGGAGGCCAUGAAGGAAGACUUGGCUGAGUGGCUGAGUGGCCUCUACGGGCUGGACAUCGACCCGGGCAACUUCCUGCAGGAACUGGAGACGGGCUCGGUGCUGUGCCGGCAUGCCAACGCCGUCACUGACGCUGCCCUGGCCUUCCUGGCCGAGACACCUGCCCAAGCCCAGAAGAUUCCUAUGCCCCGGGUCGGGGUCUCCUGCAAUGAGGCUGCCCGGCCAGGUACCUUCCAGGCCAGGGACAAUGUCUCCAACUUCAUCCAGUGGUGUCGAAAGGAGAUGGGCAUCCAAGAGGUGCUGAUGUUCGAGACGGAGGACCUGGUCCUGCGCAAGAACGUGAAGAACGUGGUGCUGUGUCUGCUGGAGCUGGGCCGCCGCGCGUGGCGCUUCGGCGUUGCUGCGCCCACCCUGGUGCAUCUGGAGGAGGAGAUCGAGGAGGAGGUGCGGCGGGAGCUGGCCCUGCCCCCGCCCGACCCCAAGCGGCCCGCGCCCCCCAGGCGCCAGCCCUGCCACUUCGGCAACCUGGACCAGAUGGUACAGAGCCUCGUGAGCCACUGCACAUGCCCGGUGCAGUUCUCCAUGGUCAAGGUGUCUGAGGGAAAGUACCGUGUGGGCGACUCCAACACCCUCAUCUUCAUCCGGAUCCUCCGGAACCAUGUGAUGGUACGUGUAGGGGGCGGCUGGGACACGCUGGGCCAUUAUCUGGACAAACAUGACCCCUGCCGCUGCACGUCCCUCUCACACAAGCCAGGCAGCUUCCUGAAGCCCCCGGCCCCACCAGUGCAGCACGAAGUGAGGGUACAGGAUGGACCCUCCCAGACCCAGCCUACGAUGACCAUCAGCCGCUCACAGAGCCCACCGCCCCCUGUGGACUGGAAGACAUACACCUCUUCAGGCCGAAGGCCCAGGCCUCCCACUCCAUCCUACCCCAGGCCCCGCAGGGAGCGGGGAACAGGGAUGGGGGCCUCCAGAGAGAUGGCACCAUUCCUGAGGUUCCAGGAGAGGUCUCUCACCCCAUCUUGGAGGCGGGAGACAGCUGGGGACAGCCCACCCAGCCCCCGCUCUUCAUCUACCCAAGACCCACAGUGUACCUUGUCAGGGAAGAGGAAGGACAGAUACCCCCCUGAACUCCCCAGGGGAAGGACUCCCACAUCUUGGGUUCAUGAAGAAGCAGGCAGCUGGGGAACCCAUGCCAGGACCCCUACCCCCCAAAGACUCCUAGCCACUGAGGCCAUCACCAAAGGGAUAUCGGCAAGAGGACCAUCUCCCCCGCCUCGUUCCUUUAGCCCAGCCAAGCACCUGGGCCUCAGGUUGCCACUCCAGGAUGAGGCCAAGGGUGUGUUCUCCCAGUUCAGGGAGCCAGAGUCUGUCUGUUCUCCAACCCCUGUCCAAGGCCUAACCAAGAUCCCCAUCCAGCUGCCUCCUGCCCGCCCCCCGACACCAGAAAGGAGCUUUCUUGGUACUGCAAGCAGAAGUCCCAGGACAGAACUUGGGAGAGACCCCAUCCCACUAAGGGCCAUCACUGCAGACCUGGCUGGGUCCACGCAGGGGGAUCGGCAGCUGGAUAUCCAGGUCACAAUGGAGGCUGCAGAGUCCCGGGACCUGGGCCCACAGGAGGAGGGGCAGUACAUGCCGGACAGGAACAAGGAGCGAGCCAUCUACUGCAGCCUUGAAGAGGAGAUUUUGGGCAACAUGACACUACUAGAAGUUGGGGGUGCCUGUCUGCAGGACACAGGGUCUGGGGUCAUCCCUCGCAGCGGGGUCUAUGUUCCCAGCCUGGGUGGGCGGUGGCCAGAGCCUGGAGGUCCUUAUGACAAAGUCAUUCAAGAACUGGCUCAGGGCCCCCCGCGCCUCCUUAAAGUGGACCUGGAAGCCUGGAAGGCAGCCCUGACAGGCUUCCCUAAGCCAGCUGUUACCCCAGGCCCAGGAAGCCUCAAAGGGAAGUUGGGAGCCAGAGAGAGUGGGCCCGGGACAAAGGCAAGCCUGAGUGCCAAUGACACCCGCAUGAGGAAGGUCCCGCCACAGGGAAGGCAGGGCUGCUCGACCCCUACUGUGUCUGCCAGUCCAGUGGCCCCCACAGCUUUGGCCUUGGACCCCAACUCUGACAAAGCCCAGGCAUGUCUGAGCAAGGGCAGGAGAACUCUCCGGAAGCCCAAGAGGGUCCCAUCCAUCUACAAGCUAAAGCUGAGGCCCAGGAUCCGGCCCCGGAGAGACCACAGGCCUGAGAAGCAGCCUUCACGUAUCCCCAAGCCACUGGCCUAUGGCCGCCUGGGUCCAGCCAGGCCGCCUCCAAGGGACAGGCUGUUGAAAGCUGUGCUAGGCAGCAAGGAAGGGGAGGCAUCCCAGGUGGAUGGAGCUUCAGUAGGCGAGGAAGAGGAGGAAGGAAAGGAGCAGAAAGAGCCAGCCGCUCUAUUGGAGAGCAGCCCCCAGCCUCCAGAGGACCUGGGACCUCCCCUGCUUGAUCAAGCCCCACUUCCACCUGAGGAGGAGUCCUGGGUCUGAGGCACAUGAACGUGUGGGGCAGGAGGGAAGCAGAAACGAUGGCCAUGUAUACCCUGGAUCCACAACUGCAGGAGCAGAAGGGACAAUCUCUCACCUCCAUACAGGGGCUUGGGCAGGAGGGGGUCAGAAGACAAAUAUAGACUCCAUCUGCUCAUCUGAGCGAAGGGGCAACCCAUUGCUCGCACUCCAAUUCCAGCGGUAGGCCAGGGGCAGUGGGGCCACCCCAUAUCUCAUUACUCUCUCCCAGAACAGCGCCACACACUCCUGGCCCCUGGCCAUGCCCACCUGUUUCCGUAACUCCCAUAAGUUAUUAAACUCAUAUAUUUCUGCCCUUGA